AUGACUUUGAAGAUUUUGGUUGCUUGCAUCAAACAACCAGAUGUAGAUUUCUAUUUAUUUAUUUAUUUAUUUGAUGACUUCAUAGCCCCAAUUCCAAGUUGUUAUCAAUCUAAUUCAAUGCUAUUCAUCAUUUUCAGUCAUUUGAUUCCUUCUAACUGGCUGGCUGGCUGGCAUUAUUCAUCUCCUCUCCUCUCCUCUCAUCUUGGCAAAUCGACGACAAAGGAAAACAAGGCUACAGCCGUACAUCUCCAUUGCGUUGGUUUCCCUGCCAAAGUUUUCCUUACCUGGCCGGCCAUGUGUUCUCGAGCAAAGUUUUGCAGUUGUUGCAGCUGUUGAUGAAGGUCUGCAGUUUGUUCAUAUUGGCGUCGGAGAUCCGGAUGUUAUUUUCAUGCUGAGUC
This is a messenger RNA of Trichobilharzia regenti, 398 nucleotides long. NCBI's taxonomy places the organism in Eukaryota, Metazoa, Platyhelminthes, Trematoda, Strigeidida, Schistosomatidae. The record is from the annotation of a GenBank genome assembly.